AUGAAGAUUUCAGCCAUCGCUUCUGCUCUUUCAAUCGCGUCUGCUUCGGCGGCCGCCGUUCCUGAGACUGCCUCUCCGAAAGGCCUCGAGACCCGUCAAGAGACGGGCUCGUACACCAUCUCGGGCCUCGGAGCGCGCAAAACGCAGGUCACUGCUGCAGGAGCCAACUCGUUCAACAUGGCCAUUGCCAUGCUCGAGACCGAGCGCAUGGACACGAACUAUGCGUAUGGCGACAACAAGCAGAACGACGCUGCCAACUUCGGCAUCUUCAAGCAGAACUGGAGCAUGCUUCGUGUGUGCUGCAGCCGCUUCAAGGGCCAGCCGCAGUCGAGCUGGAACAACGGCGCGGUGCUGAACUCCAACCUGAAUGCCGACGUGCAGUGCUUGAAGGACUGCCAGAGUUACUAUGGCCGAGACAAGUGGCUGGCCGGCCACCGCAAUGGCGAAACGGGGCUCAACAACCCGAACACGCAGGAUAUCAACAACUACAUCAACGGCGUCAAGUAUAUUGAGCAGCAGUUGUUGACGCAGCCAAACGGCCUGACGAACGAUGUGCGCUACUACAUCUAUGUGGUCCCGAUCUAG
Messenger RNA from Boeremia exigua, 585 nucleotides. RefSeq lists its product as uncharacterized. NCBI's taxonomy places the organism in Eukaryota, Fungi, Ascomycota, Dothideomycetes, Pleosporales, Didymellaceae. Bases 1 to 585 code for a protein of 194 amino acids. The transcript has 4 exons. The record is from RefSeq and is a predicted model, not a curated record.